AUGGAGACUAAUAAGUUGAAUGAUGCUGUUCAUAAUGAUGUUACUCAUGAUUGUCAAAAUGAGAAAUAUAGUCCUUGGAUCCAUGUCAAGUUUAAAAACAGACCAAAUAAGAACUGGAACCAGUUGGGUAGUUGGAAGAAGGAAGCUCUAACCAAGCAUUCUGAUACUCAUAUUGACACUAAUGUUGAUAGGAAUAUCAAUAGUGUCCAAGCCGUGAACAAUAAUCAAGCAGAUAAUGUACCGAUUGUGGAAAGUGCUUAUAAAGGCAACCAUCAGGUUAUUGAUUGUGAUAAUGCAAUACCUGAUGUAUGUAUGCCCAAUAGAUUUGAAGUUUUAGCUGAUGAAAUCAACAAACUGAAUGAUGUUAUUUUAGAUGCUGCCCCUGAAGUGGCAAAUGAUUUUAACAUUUAUGUUACUGACUUAGGGGCAAAAAAGAAGGAAGCCUCUCUUUACCCAAGGGAAGUUGUGAAAGACAAUGCAACUUUUUUUAUUGGGUUAGUUGAAGCCAAAUUGGUAGAUAUUGGUAAAAGAGAUGUUAACAGGAUUAUUGGUAAUGACUGGGAUUUUUUCCAUCAACCAGCUGUAGGCACUUCCGGAGGAAUUUUGGUACUUUGGAAGAGAAAUAUUGUUUCCUUUACUAUGGUGGAACACUCUUCUCAAUUAGUAUUUGGGGUUCUUGAUACUACUAGUAAGGGAUGUUGGCAUGUGGCUAUGGUGUAUGGCCAUAAGGAAUAUCAGGUCGGAUUAUUGACCUUCGCAAUCCGCGGUGUAGAUCCGGAACGGACUGAGGCUAUUACAGAGGCUGGUUCGCUGGCAUCUUUCCCGGAGAGAUAUACAGAGAGCGCCGUUGUGCAGCGUAGAGCCGUGGCGAUGGCAUUGGUGGAUGUGGCAAACGGCGAAAUAGGAGGAAGAGGAAACGGCGGCGGGGUUCACGUCGUUCAAGUGAACGACUCGGAGGUUGCUGGCGAGAUCUCCCCGCUUUUGGUGGAUGUGCGCGACGAGCCCCCCAAGAUGACUAUCUUCUCCGUCUCUUAUGCUAGGAAGCGACCCCCAAAGGAAACAAAUCUUGCCCUGGUUGAGGCAGAGGUGAACUUCCUAAGUCAGAUUUGCAUGUGGACGUGGGGUGGGUCUAAAUAUUCUGGUUUGUUAUGCAUGGCUUCCUCCUCGACCAUUUACUACAUCAUGGAAGUUUUGUUAGAUAUAUUUCCAGUUCAGACGGUUCCACUGUUUGAAUCUGUAUUUACAAGAUGUACCGUUAUCUUGAUCUUGUCAUUUCUGUGGCUAAGAAAGGUUGGACAUCCAUUAUUUCCGCCAAAACAUGCAAGAAAUCUACUAAUACUGAGAUCCCUGAGUGGGUUCAUCUCACUUAUGAGUUUCAUUUAUAGUGUAAAAAAUCUACCGCUGUCAUAUGCUAUUUGUCUGAACUUUGCUACCCCAAUUGUAGCAUCUAUUGGUGCAAAGGUCAUUUUACAGGAGAAAUUGGCUUUUUCAGAUAUUGGAGGUCUUUCUUUAAGUUACCUUGGCGUUCUGUUCGUUUUCAAGCCUACAGUUUUAACACAAGGAAAUAUUGCUGAAGCUGGUGAUAUGUUCAAUGAAGUUUUGGUAACAGGAGGCCAAACUAUUUAUGCAGUAUUACUUGGCUUAUUUUCAUCUUUCUUGAAUGGAAUUUGCUACUGCUUCAUAAGAGCUGCUGCUAAGGCAGCUGAUCACCCAGUGUUGCUGUCCUUUGUCCAAGAGUGCUCAAAUCAGCAACAAAGCUGUCCAGGGAGAUCUCCUAGCUGCUGUCCCGUUGAUUGGAGAAUCACCGGCUACUGUCACCAUUCCAGGAGCGUCAAAAUCAGCAAGGAAGCGGUCCAAGAAGGCCUCCCAACUGCUGUUCAGUAUACGGUUUUUUCAUUUGGAUUAAUGGUUACUCCAUUGUCAGCAAUUUGUACGUUGACAUUGCAGAAGUUUGUACUGCCAAAUAUUUUCACAUUUUUCUUGAUGGUUGUGUUAGGAGUCCUGGCUUUUCUUGCAGAGAUAUCCCUAGCUCGUGGACUACAACUUGAGAAGAUCUGCAAAGUCACUAAUAUGAUAUACCUACAGGUGAUUCUUUCCCUAGCCUGGAGCGUGUCAUACCUGGGAGCUCCAGUUUCUUUUAAUAAGCUCAUUGGUUGUUUGCUUAUUUUGGGAUCCAUCUGCUGCACAUUGUAUUUUGGACCUGAAAGGGAACCAAACAAUGCUAGCUAAAUCAGAUUUUUGUUAAGUUGUGAAGAACUAGUAUUCUUUGUUGUAAUUAAUUUUUCCUAUCUCCAUAUAUCAGUUUUCAUAUCAUUUUUGCCACAAUUUUUUUUUAUUGUGGGUCCUAUAAACUUUUAUUAUAAAGCUGUCAAUUUGUUGUAAAGAGAGAAUAAUUUGAAAGAAAUUAGACGAGUGCUGAAGUAUUGCUUGCCUUUA
Messenger RNA from Dendrobium catenatum, 2436 nucleotides. RefSeq lists its product as uncharacterized. Bases 1 to 2229 code for a protein of 742 amino acids. The record is from RefSeq and is a predicted model, not a curated record. The transcript has 14 exons. NCBI's taxonomy places the organism in Eukaryota, Viridiplantae, Streptophyta, Magnoliopsida, Asparagales, Orchidaceae. Gene Ontology annotation, cellular component: membrane.